GCUCAUGUUUUUUCCCAGCGCGCACUGCAAUCUGCAGCGCGUUGAUAGGUGUUUCUCGUACUGGCUCUCGAAAAUUGUUGCUGCGAGUUGUAGUGACGCGGAACAAUCGUAGUUCUCGCAGUGUCCAUCAAUGCUUUCAACGUUGUUGUACAGUCGCCGGUCCUAAAGCCACAGGUAGUGCAAGCUAUGUCUACAACUGCUGUUGGUGAGUGUCCCUCCGUCAAACUCAAAUCAUGCUUCGAGAGGUUGGAGAGGCUGCGAGUGUGGUCGCUCGUGCUGGAUACCGGGAGGUCUUUUCCAAGGAGCGAGCGUAGUUGAGGAAGAAUGCGGAGGCAAGAAAGCAGACUAAAGCACUCACGCUUUAUUGGUAGUUAAAUUCGUGUCUGUCCUCGCAGUCGUGACUCUUUGUUGAAACAGUGCAAUGGAUUUUCGCAAAAAAAACUUUAGGAACUCCUUUUUUCCCUUUGGCGGUAGUGUCUUGUGGCACGACGAGCCUCCAAGUUUGUCGUGCCGGUUAGAAAAUACGAAUACCAAAAUAGAUAGUUUGUGGCGUUUCUGAAUAGUUCUUCGUUCUUGUUAAUAUACGUGCAAGAUUUAUGUCAUUCGGCAAUUUGAAUUUUGAAAAUUUUACGUCGUCCUUUAGCUUCGGCCUUAUUCAUUGACUGUUUCUUUCUACCGAUAAAACGUUUACCCUACCUUGUUUCUUUCUGCCGAUAGUGAUCGUGUACAAAAUAGAAAGCUUUCGCCACCUCCGAGAAAACAAUUUUUUUUGCCACUUAGGACUGGACUCUUUCUCUUCUCACGUACGUAAUGGAAAUUUUGAUGGUAUGUAGUGUAGCGUAAAAAUUGAACUAUGCCUUGCAUGUAUGUAGAAUUAGAAACCACUGUGAUUACAGUCAAGGUUCUUGUGGUCGGUACUGGCAAAGAAAAUUUAUGAUUUAUGUGCCUUGAAGCCUUAACCUGUUAUUUCUGAAGUUUACCUCUCUCCUCACUUGUUUGUUUCGAAUUUUUAAAGCCGCUGUCUCUAACGUCUACGUCCUCAAGUUUCGGUUUUGAUCUCUUCUCUUGGGUGUGUCUCUUCUAAGUGUAAACGAACUUUACCGUACUACGUUCAACUUCAAUGUCAUCCAGACAGACACAAAAAAUCAAAACUUGUCAAAAUUUUCUACAGCGCAAUUAUCACUAUCACUGCGAUUUUCUUUACUUCCACUUCCAUUUCCUUACUUUUCAAGCACACUCGGUAUUAGUUUCUCCGGUACAUGAGCUGCCGGAGUGCUAGCCUCCCAGGCGCAGAACCGCUGUGAGUUUUCAGUCCCCUGCAUCCGCACACGCCCACGACUGCUACUGCCAAAAUGUUGUGGAAUAAUUGGUGGCGAUCCUGUUUUCCGUUUUUCCGGCGGUCGAGCUCGUCGGACGGGGCAACCGCUCUCGAAGAGUCUUCGAGUGCGGCAGCGGGUCGUGACGUCGGACCAGUUUCGGAUCCGCUCGUGGUCCCUAUGGCGAUUGAUCACAAUUACGACCAGGAUGUUGAUCUUCACUCUGGGAGGGAACAAAGAUGUACAGCUCAAAAACAUGCUGGUGAAAAGCAACACUCUUGUACUAAGAGCAGCCGGGAGCGGGAUAAAGACAACAAGCUUCUCGCACAGCCGCUCCUCGACCAGAUGGAGCUUGAAAAUAGCAACACGGCUGCUCCUCCUCCACUAAUUUGUUCUAAGCCUCCACUUCCCCUCCCUCGCAACAGCGAGAGCGCGCAGUCUUUGCCAAGCUCGGAGGCAGAAACGGUAGCUUCGUCGGAUGAGGUGACAGCAAAUAGUGCAGGACCUCCGCUGGCUCUGCUGCAACGGGGGCAGCACAACAAAGUAGACGUCGGCAGUGGUAAAAAUGGGUCCUCCUCCUCCGCAGGCGGUUCCUCCUCCUCCACGACCCCCUCUUCCGCCGGCUCCGCGAGUUCAGCCUCCUCUAGUGGCUCGUCCGGACGGAAGGAAGGCAGAUCAACAGGAAACUACAAUAGUUCCCAGCAGGAGACGUUGUUCCCUUCUGCAGAACAUGUCAACACAGCCACGACCUCGUCUCCAACAGCCAAAGAACAAGAGGAGAGAAAUAUGGUACUACUGGAAGAGCAGACGCCCGAAGAUCCGCAACAAAUUCUUCACCGGUCGUCCAGCGGUCAAAAUUUUCGGAGUAAGAUGCUGCACCGGUUAAACAAUGAGGGAAUUCUGUUGAAGAAGGAGCAGCGAGCGCCGAAGUCGCAGUGCGUUCUGAUCCUCGACUGGGACGACACGCUGCUGUGUACGAGCUACUUUGCAGCACUGCAGAUCCGGGAGAAGAGGAUGACAAUGAAGGACGAAGAAGCAAUGGUGGUGCUGCAAGACCUCGUGCGGAGGCUCAUCCUGUUUGCGAGGGAGAUGGGUACAGACUCAAGUAAUUUAAAUUGCAUCUCCAACUACCCUCUACGGUUGUGUUUGUGAUCUGAUUGGGUCGAGCUGUUGGUUUCUCAGCAUGAAAAAUGCAAUGAGGAUUUGGAAAUCGAAAUUAAAAUUUGCAUGACAAAAAAACUCAGGUUCCGUGUACAUUAUCACGAACGCGAUGGAAGGGUGGGUCGAAUACAGCUGCGAAAAGUGGCUCCCGAACUGUCUCAACUUAAUCCAGCAGUUGCCCAUCAUCUCGGCCCGCGCGUACGAAAACCAAUACGAUGUGUCCAUCUGGAAAACCAUGGCGUUUCGGGAGAUCUCGAAGAAGAUGGACCAGCGACCCGUCACAAAUCUGAUCGCGAUUGGGGAUUCGGUAUAGAUUUUAUUCGCAAAAAACAGACUGCCGCUAUCUAAUUGUGACGCGAGUUUUUUGGGGUUGGGAGCGUAUUAAAAUAAGACAAAAUAGUUGUACUUUCUGGUGCAUGGAAUUUUGCGAUGCAAUUUUCGCAACGACCCCGCUAUAGCCGAACUUUCUUACCCAUCGCAGAUCUUCGAAAUCCAAGCGGCCCACGACAUGGCCGCGCACUUUCCGCAAAGUCUGGUGAAAACGGUGAAACUCGACCAGCGGCCUACACCCUCGAAUUUGGUGAACCAGCUGCAGCUCGUACUGAAGAACGUGCCGAGUAUUGUUUUGUCGGGAAAAAACAUGGAGGUGAGUUUCAUGCGGACGAAUAAACAAGUACAAGGAGGAACUUCUAGUGCUUGUAGCACCAAUGCUGCACCACGGGAACAAAGCACUAAUGGCACAGCACCUCCACCGGCGUCGGCGGUGUGCAGUGCAGCUAGUGAGAACAAGAGUGGAAGGUAGAUGAAGGAUGUGACGCGGAGCUGCGUCAUCUGCUACAACACCCUGCAGAAGUUUCGCGUUUUGGGCGGCGGGUGCAGGUCGCACAGACUAUGCUGGUUCGCAUGCGUUGAAAUCGAUCUUGAUGUUUCAGCUUUUGACCUUUUGAACUGAACCCCAUUUGAAAGACCGGAAGCAAGGAAAGUCAAGAAACCCGAUGAAAAUCUGUGCAGCAAUGAAUUCAUUUUUUCAUUUACGAAACAAUUUCCAUUUCCCGCCCCCGGUGCCGUCUCAUAUCGGGAGGUCUUUCUGAAGAUACUGCAACUAAAAACUAUGUUUCACUGCGCGGUCGGCCUUUCUAAGUGUGUCCUGAAGUUCGUUGACAUGUCUGUG
This is a messenger RNA of Amoebophrya sp. A120, 3648 nucleotides long. The record is from the annotation of a GenBank genome assembly. Lineage: Eukaryota; Dinophyceae; Syndiniales; Amoebophryaceae.